CUGGGCUGCGAGUGUAACUGCUGCCUUUUGUGCAGAUUCUUAGUCAAGACAGCAGGUUCGAUUCCUUCUGAGUCUCGUCGGUUGCCUCCUAAGAACUAAUUCGUCUCGGAGGAAUGACAGGAGUUGCGCAGGCUUGUGAACACUUUUUAACUUUCGAAGGAACGACAUCAGACAGUGAAUCCCCAUUACCAUCUACUGAAAUUCACGCCAACUCGCUGCCACCAAAGACGUUCACUCGACCGCGACAGGAUACAAAUGACUCACUUGUUGUGUUGCGACCAUGAUGCAUGCUGUUGCUUCAGAGUUGGAAGAAUUCUUGUGAUGAAACUGUUUAGAAAUGUUGACCGACGAUCGCAAUUACACGUGAACAGAACGUGUUUAAAAGUGGCGUGACGUGGAAGUGACAUUUUUGCAUUCUAGUAUUUUUCGCAUUUAAAGGCUAACAUGCUAUUUAAGAAUAUUCGAUUCGAUUGUGGAUUUCGUCCUCUAAAUUCGUCUUUGUGACAGAAACAAAUUACUCAUUGACUGGUGUCUUCCGAAACAAAGUGAACAGUUUUUGUGGAACCAGACUUUAAGUGUUUUGUUUCAUUAUAUAGAACUCCCCGGAUGUUAAGAAACAGCUUAGAAAACAACAUUUCUUAGAAAAGGAAAUUUGAUCAGGGCUUAAUUGUUGGUUUAAAUAUAAUGCUAGUUAAAUUGAAGUGAGCGCUGUUUAUCAUAGGAAACGCUAGGAGAUAAAGUUUCCUUUCUCAGUCGGGUAACGAGUCACUUCAGUACAGACAUGCUGGAAAUGAAUUUGAAAUAAUUCACACCUCUCAACCGAGUCAAGGCAUCUUUAUUAGAAACUGGAAGCUUCUGCUUAAAGGACAACGAAGCCUGAAUAUUUCAAUUACUCGAUAGCAUUCAAACUGUCAAUAUUAGGAUUAAGGAAAACCUCAAACUCACUAUUACUGCUUGAGGUACAUGCAAUUGUAGCCCUCCAAAAUGCAUCAGACAGGAGAUGAGGAUCAAGCUAUGCAAAAAGCCCUCUCCAUGUCUUUAGAAUCCCACCGACAAGAAGAAGACAAGAAGAAACAAAACAACACUUCAUUUGACGAAAAGGGUCAAUCAACGAACUCAAGGCAGUCAUGUCCUCUCGUCUCACCCCUAGCAAGACCCUCCAAAAUGCAUCAGACAGGAGAUGAGGAUCAAGCUAUGCGAAAAGCCCUCUCUAUGUCUUUAGAAUCCCACCGACAAGAAGAAGACAGGAAGAAACAAAACAACACUUCAUUUGACAAAAAGGGUCAAUCAACGAGCUCAAGGCAGCCAUUUCCUCUCGUCUCACCCCUAGCAAGACCCUCCAAAAUGCAUCAGACAGGAGAUGAGGAUCAAGCUAUGCGAAAAGCCCUCUCCAUGUCUUUAGAAUCCCACCGACAAGAAGAAGACAGGAAGAAACAAAACAACACUUCAUUUGACAAAAAGGGUCAAUCAACGAGGUCAAGGCAGCCAUGUCCUCUCUUCUCACCCCUAGCAAGACCCUCCAAAAUGCAUCAGACAGGAGAUGUGGAUCAAGCUAUGCAAAAAGCCCUCUCCAUGUUUUUAGAAUCCCACCGACAAGAAAAAGACAAGAAGAAACAAAAAAACACUUCAUUUAACGAAAAGGGUCAAUCAACAAACUCAAGGCAGCCAUGUCCUCCGGUCUCACCCCAAGCAAAAAAGAGUGGAACCACGCAUUCUCAAAGGAAAGAAAGCAAUGAUCUAUCAUCCAAAGAGAGAGAAAAAAACACAAUAUCCCUCCCCAAAACACAGAAAACUGGAAGACAAACGAACACGACCAUCUCGUCAUCGAAGAGUGGAACCACGCAUUCUCAAAGGAAAGAAAGCAAUGAUCUGUCAUCCAAAAAGAGAGAAAAAAACCCAAAAUCCCCCCAAAAAACACAGAAAACUGGAGGACAAACGAACACGACCAACUCGCCAUCGAAAGUACCACUAUUGUCACCGGAAAAGGCAAUUCCCCUUUGUUUACCGAAUAAUUUUAGCUGGGAUCCAAUGUCUGGUAACAUUCACAAAACAGAUGAUAAACGAUGUUCCCUUGCUCUAAUUCCAGCCGCUAUUGAGAUGUUAGAGGGCAUUAAAGAACCAGUGUGCGUUGUGUCCAUUGUUGGACCAUAUAGACAAGGUAAAUCCUACAUACUGAGCGAGGUUUUUGGUGGGAAGAACAUAUUUCCGAUUGGUCAUUACCUGGACCCUGAGACGUUUGGACUGUGGAUGUGGAUUGUGCCCGAAGUUUUUCAGGACUCAAGUGGUCGGGAUUUUCGAGUGAUUCUUUUAGACUCAGAGGGAAUCGAUGCUGUAACUGCAGGUGGUCAAAACGAUAACCAGAUCUUCACCCUAACUGUUUUACUGGCCUCAGUGUUGAUUUACAAUUCAAAGGGCGUUCCUAAAAGGACUGACCUCAAUGGUUUGGACUUCAUCGUUAAAAUGUCCAAGAAAAUCAGAAUACGAUCGGAAAGCGGCUCGGACGAUAAGGAACUGUUCCGAAACACAUUUCCAUUCUUUAUUUGGCUUCUUAGAGAUACCACCAAUCAAAUUCCUCCAGACUGCAAGGAUAUCAACCAGUACUUUGCAAAAAGGGUUUUCAAGGAAUCAGCAGAGACCACAAAUAGCGAGAAAGAUGGACAAAAAGUCGGUGAAAGCAUAUUGCAGCUUUUCGCUGGAUUUGAAGCCUUCGCUCUGCCCACGCCCUCAAUUGAAGAUGAAGUAUUGCAAGAUAUGAGUAAUUCAAGGGAAAAGUUAAGUCAAAAAUUCCUCCAGGCUUUACAAAAAUUUGAGGCCCUUCUAAAAUCUAAACUUACUCCCAAGCCAAGUAUCAACAAGGGAGAGAAAAUUACUGGCCAAGCUCUUGGAGUUCUGGUCAAGCUAUACACAGACGCGUUAAACGAUCCGAAUGCUAUCCCAAAUGUUGAAGCGGCUUGGGAUACCUAUGUCAAGGAAAAGUGCUCGGAAGUGAAGACACGCGCAUUGCAAAUUUACGAUCAAAAUAUGACUCGGCAAAUGAAAUCGAUUUUUCCAUGCGAAGAUGAAGAAAUUCUCAAGCAUCACGAACGUUUUCAAGAGAGGAGUAUGCAGUUAUACGCGGAUGAAACAGCCGAAUUUAUUUCCAUAUGUACUGGCAAGGAGUCCCGUGAAUUGUCGGAAAAUAUGGAACAGCAGAUGAAGGCAUGGCUGGAAGAAAAUGCCACAUGCACGCGCCAGGAGUGUGAAAAACUUCUGCGUGACCUCAAGGCUGAGUACGUAGAUCCAGUAUUUAAAUGCGUGCGAAACAGCCGACAUGACGGCGAAGUGAAAUAUAGUGAUAUCAUGGAUCAGUGUAAUACUCUUGAACACGAGUUUGCCAAGAAAGCUAUUGGUGCAAAGGAUGUUAGGGCCGAUGUAUUCUUGAACUUUACUAAGGAAUUACAUGACGAAGUUUCCAAAUACCGAGAAAUUCUUUUAAAACUGAAGGACUUCAAUGAUCAUCUUGCUAAGGAAAAGAUGGCAGUAGCCUAUCAAGAGAAAGUGAAAAUGAAACUACAGAAGGAAAUAAAUCAGAUGAAAAAGAAAGAAGAAGCAUGGGAAAAGAAGGUCACAAGGCUUGAAGAGAAGCAAAAAGCUGAUCUAGAAAGCGUCAAAGAACAAGCGAAAGCAGACAAAGAGUCACUCGAGAAAAACAUGGAAAUUGUUCAUGAUGCACACAUGAAAUCGCGAGAGCAGUUCCAAGCAAUGUUAAAGGCUACUACUGACAGAGAGAAACAAGCCGCUCAAGCUUUGAUGAAUUUGCAAGAACGCUACGAUUAUGAAGGAAGUAAGGCACAGAAACAAAUCGAAUGUCUGCGCACAGAGAUGCAAAAUGCGACGGACGAAAAUGCACAGGCUCAGGAGCAGAUGCAACAGCAGCUUGAAGCUCAUGAGUCAAAAAUAGAGAAGAGUGACACAACAAUAACAAAAUUAAAGCUGCAACUUGCAAAAGCUAGAGAGGAAUUGUUGUCCAUCGAGAAGCAGAAAGAAAAAUUAAAGGCUAAGUUAGAUGAAGCUACUAAACCAGGUUUUUUGACAUGGUUGUGGAGAUCUAUUUUCUGAGACUGAGUUAUAACCAUUUGCGACUCUUGAUGAUAACAAAGUGGAGACAAGAAAAGCAUAUCUCUAGGAAAGAUAAUUUUUAGAUUUUUAUGCGUUGAACUAAGCUCAUUUUCAUUUAUGGCGGCCAAAUGUGGCGUUUCUGGAGAAUUCUUUGAUAAUUUUGGUGAGCUUUUCAGAGCUUGUUAAAUUCAUCAAUAUAUCAAGAGUGAAAGUUGAAAAGCGACCUGGUUGGCCUGGAGGCUAAAGUAAACAAGUAGACGCUUCUCGUCAAAACUUUUAUACUUCUUUCGCGGUUGGCUGACUUCACCCUAGCGAAAGCGUUCUGAGUAAUAGUGAAGCUUAUUUCUUUCAGAAUGUUAGUUCCUCAACUUUUUAUGUAGAAAGUGUAACAUAGCAUCUAUGGUGUAACAGCUGUAGCACCCUACCAUUGGCAAAUACUACCACGAGAAGUCAAAGAUCUUAAUAUUUCCUAGUUCCCCAUGAGGAGUUAAACACUCUUAACCAUCGAUGCAAAUAUAAAAUAUAAACCCAGUUGAAUUCUAAUUCUUUUAUUUCAGCACAAAGUGUGUGAAUGUGUCGUGUAUGUAUGCAAAUUUCUUCAUUUUGAAUGUAAAUUUUUCAGCAACAAGACCAGUACCUUACCAAAAAACUGUAUGAUUUAUGAGACCUUUCUGCUCUAUAUAUCUCUAACUAAUUUUUCCUUUAAAUAUAUGGCAAUUUAAAUUACCCAAAUGCACUUAAAAAUUUGAAUGUAA
Messenger RNA from Pocillopora verrucosa, 4853 nucleotides. NCBI's taxonomy places the organism in Eukaryota, Metazoa, Cnidaria, Anthozoa, Scleractinia, Pocilloporidae. The record is from RefSeq and is a predicted model, not a curated record.